This is a messenger RNA of Suncus etruscus (white-toothed pygmy shrew), 3840 nucleotides long. RefSeq lists its product as uncharacterized. The coding region runs from base 1927 to 2949 and encodes 340 amino acids. The record is from RefSeq and is a predicted model, not a curated record. The transcript is spliced from 2 exons. Lineage: Eukaryota; Metazoa; Chordata; Mammalia; Eulipotyphla; Soricidae.
UCUUGACUACUUUGUUUCUUGUGCUGCCACCACCAAAUUUCCUGAGAGGAAAGUGGAUGUCUGCGCUUUCCCCAUAUUCCACCGGCAUUCCUUUGGUCUCCAGAGUGCCAGUCUUGGAGAGUUGCACAGGGUGGUUGUUCUCUGCCUCGGUCACACAGCACUUCCUCUAAAAAGAAUGGAAAGGUUGAGAGACUUGGCCAUCUCAGGAGAAUCCUUUAAAUGUACUUUUCCAAUCCUGCAAAGCAGAUUCCUGCUGAAAGAGAUCUGAAAUAGGUCUGGCCUUGUUUUGAAGGACAGGAGACACGUUUUCCCUUCAAACUUGAUGUUAUAGUAUCUUUGUGACUUUGUGAAUUUUAAAAGUUGUUGGAAUUUCAAGUAUGAUUUUCCCAUCCCAUCCCCCACCCAGGUCAUAGAUAUGUUCUGAGUUGACAGAUUUCCAGUUGACUUGAUCAAGAACCCACUUUUUCACAAUAAUAAUUUUGAUAGGUUAAGCAUGUUUCUCCAUCCUGUCCAGCUCUGAUGAUGGCACCCCCUACUUGCUACUUUGCAUUUCUUGAAAUGUAAUCUAACUACUGGCAUCUAAGGUGCCCUGGUUCUGUAGGCAGCUGCUUUUUGGCAGGCUAUACACAUGAAUUGGUUUGACGAAUUAAAUUAAAUCCCCUCCCCAACACUUUAAUGCUUCUGUCAAACUAGUGCUCAUUUCAUUAUUUAUUUAUAUAAUGCCAGAGUUGGUCAUUGGUUUGACUUAAAAUUACCACUACUUUGUUCUCGUGAGAUGUUUUCCUCUCCCAUGGAACCAGCUUGAAUAACUUCAACUUUUGAGAUAGUUUUGGAAGACAAGAAAUUGUGCCUUAGAUUUGGCAACUGAAAACUCCGUUCAACUGCUGCUGUGUUAGAAAAGAGCCCAGAAGAUCUUACCUACUGCUUUGCUUGGCAAAUCUUAUUUUGGAAAACUCUCCCUCCUGCACCCCCUGCCCCUGUUUCACUUUGUUUUCUCCUAGAAUCACUGUGACAGAUCUAAUGCUUACCUGAAAGAUUAGGAUUAUGUCUUCGCACAGAUUUUGCAAGGGAGAAGGUGUUCUAUUUAUUUCCUUUCAGCAAACUAAUAAUUUAUUAACCACCACAUAGGUGUGUAUAUUAAAGAUGUAUUGCAAGGAAAAAUGUAUCCUCUUCAAAAUCAUAUCUUCACAUACUAUUCAGAAGGCCUUUGGCAUUAGUACAGAAUUUAACUUAAAGACUCUUAAUUUGGAAUUCACUGAAUGCAUCCAGAGUAUUAAUGAAUGAAAUAAAAUGAGGGGAAACCCACCUUUUUUUUGUUCUAAAAACAAUAUUUAAGGUCAGAACUGUCUAAAAGAAAAGCACUGCUAAAAAGUUAUAGGAUUCAGAGAAACAUAGUAUUUUUGUACAGUAUCUUCUAAAAUGUUCAGCUCUCUCUACAUCUCUUUACAAUGUAAUGUCUCUAAAAGUGACUGGUUUCCCAAUAAACUGAUUUUGAUGCUGCCUCUGUUGUGUGCUGCGUGCUUAAUUCAAACGUAAAAUGUUAGCAGGGGAUAAUUUUUUAACCGAUGUUUCUAUUAGCUAAUGGUUAGGAGGGGAGAGAAUAAGAUGGGGAGGGGCUCGAGAGAACUCUAGACUCCCAAUCAUUGCACCUAGUUCUCAGACUGUGGUGGGUUGGGAAACCCAAGAUGAAAUUAUUCCUCUUCCCCAACCACCCUCUCUCUGGAUUCUUCUUGCUUAGUUACAUAUGCCUUUUUCCUGCCCUCUUGCUAACAUGUGCCCAAUGACAUACUUCUAACCUGCUAAUAUUUCUUGGAAGGUCUCCAGAGAGAACCCAACCCCUGUCCUGUAAUAACUGUAAAGCACUUUAAAGAAUCAGCAAGCAUUAAAGGCCUUGCCCUGUAUCCAGACCCAUCCAGAGUAUCUGACAUGAAAACCCAGAACAAUUCUGAAUCCGACUACUUGGCCCGAGAUGACCCUUCAGGCAACAGCUCAUUUCAUAGCAGUGAAGAGGAAGGCACUGACCUAGAGGGGGACAUGCUAGACUGCAGCGGCUCUCGACCUCUCCUCAUGGAGUCUGAAGAAGAGGAGGAGAGCUGCAGGCCUCCUGUGCAGGGGAAGCCUGAAGGCAUCACCCCAUUCUCACAUCCAGAAGUCUCCAUUGAGUCAGCCAAGGGAGGCCAAGGUGACGGAAAGAAUCAGUUCCUGACCCUCACACCACUCUCCACUGAUGGGCUUGGUGAGCCUGAUGUGUUUGCCACUGCUCCAUUUAGGAGCACACGGAUUCCAGCUGAUGAUAUGGACAUAUUCUCCAAAGCCCCAUUUGUCACCAAGGGCAGUGUGGCUGCUUCCCAGCCAGAGGAGGCCGAUGUGUUUUUGCGAGCACCUUUUACCAAGAAGAAAAGUGUUGAGGAGUUUGGCAUUGCCCAGAGCAUCCCUCAAGAGCUGCUGGUGCAGGCCAGCCGCCUCAGCCAGACAGAUGAUGCCCCACUGCUGUCAGACCUUGAGAGAGCUGCGUUCACUGCAGCCCGAGCUCAGUAUUCCGUGGCUGGCUUUGUCCAACCGUCUAAUGUCCCCUCCCAUUCCCACCAGACAGCAGACCAUCUUGACAACAUCUCUUCCCGGGGCCCCUCCUUAGAAUCUGCAGGCCAUCUGAAUGACAGAAACAAAGGACCUCAGCCCCAGAAAGAAGCUGCAUCAGGCCCUAUGAUGGGCAAACCAUUCCUCCCCCAGUCUUUAUCCAAAUAUUCCCGUCACUAUAGCCCAGAAGAUGAGCCAAGUCCAGAAGCCCAGCCCAUUGCUGCCUACAAAAUUGUCUCGCAAACCAACAAGCAGUCAAUAGCUGGCUCUGUUUCCAUCACAUCCCUUUCUUCCCGGACUACGGAGCUGCCAGCUGCUGAUCCUUUUGCUUUGGCACCCUUCCCUUCCAAAUCAGGCAAGCAGAAACCUUAGGAGCAACACCUGAGCCUUAGUCCUCUGUUCCUACUCUGUCCUUAGUACCACUCCCAGCUGAGCCUUCCUUAGAAGAAGUAGAUCAAUUAUUUUUAAUACCCUGAAUCAGAGCAAAACCUUGUCUGUCACAAACUCAGUUCUCUUUGGUUGAAUCCCUUUCAGUUAAACUCAUUUUUUGUUGUUUAUAUUGAUUUUUAAACUUUUGGGCAUUUCCAUCUGCACCUUUAUCCAGAAUCCUUUCCUUCCUGCAUUCCCCUCUCACCCCCACAUAAUGUUAAAAUCCAGAAAUACUUCAAACCCCAAAGGGGCUAUUUUAAUUCCUGAAGCUGUGUUAAGUCAUGCCUAUUGAUGAAUUAAGAUUGAUGAAUCUAGGACUUGGUUUAAAACUUUGAAAAGGGGAUGAUGUGUCUGGAACAAAGUGCAAGGUUAAAGUCCUGCACAUCACUAGGAGGUGUGUAAUCCUGCAACUCUGAAUCAUUCCUGUAAAACCAGCAGUCUUGGAAGGAUUCUCUGGGUUCAUUUCUAAGUCUGUAUUGGCAAGAUUGGUCCUCGUACAUGAGUGUCUGUGGGGUGCAGUGUAUUUCAAAUCCUUUCCUACAGAUAACUGCAAACAGUUGUGAUGUGUGUAUUCAUGUCUAAUAGUGUUGAACCUUCCCUACAUCCAUGCUUUGAAAAUCAGUCUGUGCACAGAUGAUGUGUGUCUGUGUCCACACAUGAGUGUUCCCAUGUUCACUUGCACUCAUGCCUAGGGAGCCUUUUCCCGUUCAGUAAACCCUGUCCUACCAUGCCUACCUCCACAAUCACUCACUUACUGGCAUUUAUCUCAUGACUUGAACCUGAUUUUAUUCAAUGUGACAGCAAAAGUGAACUCAUUGGAAGCUGUAGGAAAAC